AUGAAGUCGUCUAUUCUCUUUGCUGCUGGCUCGCUGUUGGGUUCGGCUAUGGCCGGUAUUCACAGGAUGCCUUUGAAAAAGGUCCCCCUAACAGAGCAACUAUCGCAUCACGAUAUCGACACCCAGAUGAGGGCUUUGGGUCAGAAAUAUAUGGGCAUUCGCCCCGAAAAGCAUACCGAGGAAAUGUUCAAGGCUGCUGCUGAGGACAUGACCAUUGAAGGCGGUCAUGCUAUUCCUGUUAAUAACUUCCUGAACGCCCAGUAUUUCUCCGAGAUUUCUCUUGGAACACCGCCACAGAGUUUCAAGGUUGUCCUUGACACCGGAAGCUCCAACCUUUGGGUUCCCUCCACCCAGUGUGGCUCGAUUGCUUGCUAUCUCCACACAAAGUACGACUCGUCAUCGUCCAAGACUUACAAGGCCAACGGUACCUCGUUUGAGAUCCGCUACGGCUCUGGUAGCUUGAGUGGUUUCGUGUCCGAGGACACUCUCCAGAUCGGCGAUCUUAAGGUUAAAAACCAGGUCUUUGCUGAAGCAACCUCUGAGCCUGGCCUCGCUUUUGCUUUCGGCAAGUUCGACGGCAUUCUUGGGCUUGGCUACGAUACCAUCUCUGUCAACCGUAUCACCCCUCCCUUCUACAACAUGAUCGACCAGGGUCUUUUGGACAAACCUGUGUUUGCUUUCUACCUUGGGAGCACCGACCAGGAGAGUGAGGCUAUUUUUGGUGGUAUCGAUGAAAGUCAUUUCUCGGGAAAGCUCAUCAAGCUUCCUGUCCGUAGAAAGGCUUAUUGGGAGGUUGAAUUCGAGGCGAUUACUUUUGGAGAGGCUACUGCUCAACUUGAGAACACGGGCGCUAUCGUUGAUACCGGCACUUCUCUCAUCGCUCUCCCCUCCACUUUGGCCGAGCUCCUCAACAAGGAAAUUGGCGCCAAGAAGGGAUGGAAUGGACAGUACACCGUUGAGUGCAGCAAGCGGGAUUCACUUCCUGACCUCACUUUCACUCUCACCGGCCAUGACUUCACCAUCGGUCCCUAUGACUACAUUCUUGAAGUUCAGGGCUCCUGCAUCAGCGCUUUCAUGGGAAUGGACUUCCCUGAACCCGUAGGACCUCUUGCAAUCCUAGGUGAUGCUUUCUUGCGAAGAUGGUACUCUGUCUACGACUUGGGAGACAACACUGUUGGCCUUGCCAAGUCCAAAUAA
Messenger RNA from Morchella importuna, 1197 nucleotides. RefSeq lists its product as uncharacterized. Bases 1 to 1197 code for a protein of 398 amino acids. Lineage: Eukaryota; Fungi; Ascomycota; Pezizomycetes; Pezizales; Morchellaceae. Gene Ontology annotation, biological process: proteolysis. The transcript is spliced from 6 exons. Gene Ontology annotation, cellular component: fungal-type vacuole. Gene Ontology annotation, molecular function: aspartic-type endopeptidase activity. The record is from RefSeq and is a predicted model, not a curated record.